Lentinula edodes (shiitake mushroom) is the source of this 657-nucleotide messenger RNA. Its product is annotated as ERG2/sigma1 receptor-like protein. The transcript has 3 exons. The coding region runs from base 1 to 657 and encodes 218 amino acids. Gene Ontology annotation, cellular component: endoplasmic reticulum. Lineage: Eukaryota; Fungi; Basidiomycota; Agaricomycetes; Agaricales; Omphalotaceae. Gene Ontology annotation, biological process: ergosterol biosynthetic process. The record is from RefSeq and is a predicted model, not a curated record.
AUGACAAAAUGGGUUUCGCGUCUCGCUUUGGGCUUGGUGUUGGUCUCGAUGUGCCUACUGCUGGAUGCUAUUAAGCACCGUUGGUAUGUCUUGGACCCCUCCAGUCUGCACGAAUUAGCCCAGGCAGCUAUUGCCUCCUCGCCUGAUGAUACUGCUGGAAUGAUUGAGCACAUUGUCUCGAACCUCACCGCCACAUAUCCAUCCUCUACGAUUGCUCUGAACACAAAGUCUAGUGAAUGGGUGUUCAAUAAUGCUGGCGGUGCAAUGGGCGCAAUGUACAUCAUCCAUGCCAGCAUCACCGAAUAUCUCAUCAUCUUUGGAACUCCUUUGGGUACAGAAGGACAUACUGGUUUGCAUACGGCCGAUGAUUACUUCAAUAUUCUUGUCGGAGAGCAAUGGGCAUUCAGUCCAGGUCAAUUAGAAAUGGAACGAUACCCUGCAGGAAGUGUUCAUCACCUUCCAAGAGGAACCGCAAAACAGUAUAAGAUGCAUAAAGGAUGCUUUGCACUGGAAUACGCGCGCGGCUGGAUUCCUCUUAUGCUCCCAUUUGGCUUCGCUGAUACCCUCACAUCGACAUUGGAUAUACCCACUCUAUAUCAUACAAUUAGAGUGACCGGUCGCGAAAUACUUCGCAACUUGUUCAUCGGCAAAAUCUAA